Closterium sp. NIES-65 is the source of this 2577-nucleotide messenger RNA. The record is from the annotation of a GenBank genome assembly. Lineage: Eukaryota; Viridiplantae; Streptophyta; Zygnematophyceae; Desmidiales; Closteriaceae.
AUGCUCAUUAUGCUUCACCCUGACCACCUGUCGCUUGACGGUGACGAGACUUGGAACACGCGGUUCGUUCGCGUUGCUAUUCCCACUGGUGGUGCGGAACACGUCACCGCGGUGGAGGCGAUUGUGGAGUGGUUUCAGGGUCGCGUUGACGAGGAUUUUGCACGCGGCUCCAUUCAGUGCACCCGCUCCCGCCAGCUUAAGGAUCCCAAGUGUCUGUUGGAUCUGGUGCCGCUGGUGUUUCGAACCGCGGAGGUGCUCGGGGGGGGGACGGUGGUCCACGCUAAUGGCGAAGGGGCCGAGGAUACCGCGACUAAGGGUGCAACCCGCGAUGAGGCUGACCGCACUGUUGUGCGUGAGGGGGAGGAGUCGAGCGAGGAGGAGGCGGAGGCUCACGUGGUAGCGGCCGCGGCAUCCAGCAGGCCCACUACAUCCGGCAAGAGCAUCAACCACCUCGCGCAGCACUUGGCCCCCGGUGCUGGAAGCGCGGGCCCGAGUGGUGAGGUCGCGGGCAAGAGUCCCGUGACAGGUGCGCGUGAUCACGCGUCCCUAUCCUCGUUGCCAUCGCAUAAGCUUGCUGCCGAGAUCCUGCAGCUCGAAUGCAGGCUUGCAGCGCAGGCCGAAGAGAACGCACGGCUGAAGAAACGCCAGGAGUCGGGGGUUGGUGGGGUCGCGGUCGUGGGCUCUGAGGAGCUUGCGUCCGCGCUUGCUAAUGCGGUUCGGGUGUUGGAGAAGGAGGCGAGGGCGAUCGCGCAGGAAAGAGCGGCCCUGGUGCAGGGGGUGGUGGCAGACUCCAUGGAAACCGCUCAGAAGAAGCUGACGGACGAGGUUGCGCGGAAGAUCGACAACAUGUCGACCGCGGUCUCCGCGACAGCAGAGCGGGCAGUCACCACCAGCGGGGUCACGAACGCGCUGCACACCCUCAUCGCGCUCGUUGGAGGAGGCCCCCCGCCGCGCACGGAUAAUGAAGGAACGGCCGCGACGGAGAUUGCCGAGCCCGGGGAUGCAGAGCAUGGAAAGCGGGCAACGGGUGCGAAGGCGGAGAAUCAACGGGGGGCGAAGAGGCAGAGAGGUCCCCAGGCAGCGGCUGCGGUGCGCAAUCCGAGCGUGCAGGACAUGCUGAAGCAGAAGUGGGGCGCUACAUUGCGAGGUGCAGCACCGCCUGGUCAACCGGGUUCGAGCUCGUGCUCCAUCCCACCUGGAGAAGCUGCACCCAAACCACCGGGCCCUGCCGGGGCAACCGCAACAGUGACAACUACUGUGGGUCGGGGCAAGGGUAAGGCGGAGGAUGGAGAGGCGCCGGCUGCUGCGGGUUCGCUGGCCUCCAGGCGUGAGGUCCAGUCCGCAGCGGCUGCUGCGGCAGAGGGCAGGCAGACCACGCUCGCACCCGCUCGUGCUGCAAUCACCACGGGAAAUCUGCACAGCGCACUGGCAUCUGCAAGUCCUAUCGCGGCCUCGGUCGAGGUCAAGGCGGAGAAACGCGGACGGGGUGGCAAGAAGUUGCCCCCUCCACCCGUGUACACGAUCGACGAGGACGAUGCAGAUGAGGAGCUGGAGGGUCUCGUGAGCAGGUGGGUCGAGGCGGGCGACGGAGGAGAGCAGGGUGGGGAGGCCGUGGUCGAUGUUUAUAGCGGCGGGGAGAGCGCGGACGAGCAAGACGGAGACCCCGUGGUCGUGGAAGGUGGCACAACGGGAGGACAUGGUGACACCGGCCCCAAGCGCAGGGGCUGCGGCAUCCGCGCUCCACCCAGGGGCGGGCCCGGAUUGGUUUCUGAACCCCAUCUGGGGGGGAAGAAGCGAUGGCUCGGACAUGGCAACCGCCAAGACCUGCAGUACAAGACCGCGAUCGCAAUGUAUCCCUACGACGGGAAGGUCGACCCCAGGCUGAACCUGAGCCAGCAGCAGAUCCGAGAAUGGGCCGCGGACCUGUCCAUCGCCGAGGGGUUACAUACGGGCCUCUUAAUCACCAUGCACUACCGCAACCUCGUGGCAAGCAAGGACAGGUGGCAACGCAUGUUCGAUUCCUAUCGCGGGCUAACCAAGCCUGGAAUGCACACCACCAACGUAAUUGCAUGGGCUGCGGUGGUAGGCAAGGAGGCUGCAGCAGAAGAAGCGGAUCUCGGCGAUGUGGAGCCGACGGACUACGCGGGAGCGAUCGCAUGCGCCAUUGCAAUGGUGUGGGAGGUCACUCGCGGUUCUAACGUCACUGCCGCAGCGGAUAAUGGAAAUCUGGCCGCCCGAGCUGCUGGUUGCUAUGGAGAGCGAAGCCGUCUCUUCCCCGUAGUAUCCGCGUUUGUCAUCAAUGCGGUGCGAAAGCGCAAUUGCCGCGAACAUCAGCAGGCUGAGGAAGAUGAGCCACAAGUUGUCGCGGACCCGAAGGCGGUCGCCGCCGCGAUCGUGUCUGGAGUCGUGAACGAGGUCGUUGCAAAGUCUCGCGAUCUCAGGCACAUUGAGUUGGCCGCCCGCGAAACGGUGGACGUUAUCAUCACCUGGUGCGACUGCUCGGUGGCAGGGAAGCAGAUGGAUUCCUUGGGUUUGUACCUUGCCCUGCCCAAGGAUCGUGUGAAGAAGCGGACUUGA